Messenger RNA from Drosophila subobscura, 1877 nucleotides. It is a transcript of the gene Ir40a, whose product is annotated as ionotropic receptor 40a. The record is from RefSeq and is a predicted model, not a curated record. The transcript has 5 exons. Gene Ontology annotation, cellular component: membrane. Gene Ontology annotation, molecular function: ligand-gated monoatomic ion channel activity. The coding region runs from base 75 to 1877 and encodes 600 amino acids. Lineage: Eukaryota; Metazoa; Arthropoda; Insecta; Diptera; Drosophilidae.
UGUUGGGUCUGCUGCUGAGUCGGGAAGCCUUCACAAGGGUCUCAUAUCUCCCUGCAAAUGAGUCGGAUGUGGCCAUGGCUCUUUCGCAGAUCAUCAAUGGCCUGAGACCACGUCCUUUGGCCAUUCUGGCCCUACCUUCGUUUAGUUUGAUGAGUGCCUGCUGCGAGAACGAUCAGGGCAUCCAGGUGGACGACUUUAUACAGCGCCUCCAUCGACUGUACUACAAGUCCGUGAUCUUCAACAACACGGAACUGUUUUUCCAGCACAUCGAAGCGAAUCUCCAGGGCGCCAUUGAGUGCGUGAGUCUGAUUCUGGAUGAGCCGAAGGAGCUAUCCGAUCGGAUACAGGAGCGUCGUCUGGCCCAUCGCCUCAGUCUGUUUAUCUUCUACUGGGGCGCCCGCUGGCCUCCCAAGGCCAGCGCCAUGAGCUUCGAGGAGCCCAUGCGGGCGGUGGUCAUUACACGACCCCGCCAAAAGGCCUUUCGGAUCUACUACAAUCAGGCGAAGCCCACAAGCGACGGGGAACUGAGGCUCGUGAAUUGGUACGAUGGGGAUAACCUGGGACUACAGAGAACUCCCCUGCUGCCGCCUGCCGGAUCGGUUUAUGCCAAUUUCGAGGGAAGAAUCUUUCGUGUGCCUGUUUUUCAUUCUCCACCUUGGUUCUGGGUCAGUUAUGGGCAGAACAGCAGCGACUCUGGAGAGGCAGAGGGCUCCAGCGAGGCUUCUGGAGAGCUAUCCAACGAACUGGGCGACAAUCUCGAGUGCAACGAGGUCAGAGUCACGGGCGGACGUGAUCAUCGACUGCUCAUGCUUCUGGCAGAGCACAUGAAUUUCCGCUUCGAGUAUAUCGAAGCCCCGGGCCGCACCCAGGGAUCCCUCAAGUCCGACGAUGCCAAGGAGUCGAAUGAGAGCUUUACAGGCGGCAUAGGACUGUUGCAGAGCAGAAUGGCAGACUUCUUCCUAGGCGACGUGGGCUUGAGUUGGGAGCGUCACAAGGCCAUAGAGUUCUCAUUCUUUACGCUCGCGGAUUCGGGCGCUUUUGCCACACAUGCCCCGCGGCGCCUCAACGAAGCCUUGGCCAUUAUGCGACCCUUUAAGCAGGACAUUUGGCCGUACCUUAUACUCACAAUUGUGUUCUCAGGUCCAAUUUUCUACGGGAUCAUUGCCAUGCCGUAUAUUUGGCGGCGGCGGCAGGUCAGCAUGGAUGUGGAGCAGCUGGGAGAGCUGUGCAUCUACAUGGCGUACAUCAAGGAGAUUACACCCUGUGUGCUGAAGCUCAAGCGAAGGAGGGUUCCAUCUGCACCCAGGAUGCCCGAGCAACUGUUUGAGAAGUGCAUUUGGUUCACCCUUCGAUUGUUCCUGAAGCAGUCCUGUCAGGAGCUGUACCAUGGCUAUCGGGCCAAGUUCUUGACCAUCGUGUAUUGGAUUGCCGCCACCUAUGUCCUGGCUGAUGUCUAUUCCGCCCAACUGACCUCACAGUUUGCUAGGCCCGCCCACGAGGCACCCAUCAAUACGCUGCAGCGCCUGCAAUCGGCCAUGAUACGCGACGGCUAUCGUCUGUAUGUGGAGAAGGAGAGCAGCUCCCUGGAAAUGCUGGAGAACGGCACAGAGCUCUUUCGGCAGUUGUACGCCCUAAUGCGACAGCAGCAGCGCGACGGGCAUCAGGGUUUCCUCAUUGAUUCUGUGGAGGCGGGAAUAAAGCUCAUAGCCGAUGGCGGGGAGAACAAGGCCGUGCUUGGGGGCAGGGAGACCCUCUACUUUAACAUACAACAAUAUGGGGCCAAGAAUUUUCAAUUGAGUCAGAAACUGUACACCCGCUACUCUGCGGUGGCCGUGCAGAUUGGUUGUCCCUUUCUGGAUAGCUUGAACGAUGUGUAA